AUGGCGGCAGCAAUGUCAUCUUCGAGAGAUCUUCGAAGAUUCGUGGAGUUUGGGCGGAAGAUAAUCGCAGUCGGACGAAAUUACAGGGAACAUGCUGCGGAAUUGGGAAAUCCUGUUCCAAAAACUCCACUCAUCUUCCUGAAGCCGCCAUCCAGCUACCUACAACAAGGAGGAAAAAUCAAGCUUCCUCCAGGUUGUGACGAGCUCCACCACGAAGUAGAACUCGGUGUUGUAAUUAGUAAGACAGGCGUGUCUAUUGCGGAAUCCAAUGCAAUGGAUUACGUUGGGGGAUAUGCUCUUGCUCUUGAUAUGACUGCAAGAGAUCUUCAAAAUAAAGCUAAGAAGCUGGGUCAACCAUGGACACUUGCUAAAGGUUUUGAUACUGCAUUGCCAGUCAGUAGAUUCAUCUCCAAGACAGAGAUUCCGCAACCUGAUAAUGUCCAUCUUUGGCUGAAAGUUGAUGGUGAACUAAAACAAGAUGGAAACACUCAGGAUAUGAUCUUCACAAUUCCUUAUUUGAUCUGCUAUAUCAGUCAGAGUAUGACUUUAGAGGAAGGAGAUUUCAUUUUGACUGGGACUCCAGAGGGUGUCUCAGAAGUCAAACCUGGACAAACAAUAGCUUGUGGUCUUGGGGAUAAAAUAGACAUGACAUUUCCUGUAGAAACAUGAGAGGGUUAAUCCUUUACACCCUAACAUCAGUAUGCAUAUUCUCCAUACUGUUCUUCAUAUGUUUCCCAAAGUGUGGACAAUGAGAAUUUCUAAAACAAUCAAGAUUUUCUUCAGCAUGUGAUCAUUUCCUUUAUUCUCAUGACCUUAAUGCGUGAUUGAGGGGUGAUAUUGUAAGGAGAAAUAAGAUGGUAAUCACUCUAAAGGGUCAAAAGGUUAAAGUACAAUACCAACAAUGAACAUCUGUCCUUGGAUUACCUUAAUUAAAAAUUUUUACAAGAAUCUUUUUUAUAGUUAUGUCAAUUAGCUCUUUACCUCAAUCACACCUUCAUAAUUUACUAAAAGUUUAAGGUAGUAUCAAUGGCCACUUAUUAUAGAGAGAAAAAGAUAAUGUUUUCUGCUAGUAUUGAAAGGUUCUGAUUUUAACCCCAUUUUUCAUUUAAAUCAAAGACAAACUCAGGUGUUCUUUAUUCAUAUAUUUUUUUGUAUGCCCAUAAGUAACCCAAAUGUGGAGUGCUUUUCAAUCAAAGAAUGAAACAUGGCCCUUAAGUUUUUAUUCAACCUUUAUUUCAAAUUUCUACAACUUUUUUUGGUCAAGGAAAAGUAUAGAAUGAUGGUCUUGACUUAAUAAUUGUAAUGCUUGCCAAUUAAAAAUAUUUGAAUCCUAUUGGUUAAUAGAUACAAAAUUAUACAACUUUGCAGUGUGAUGUUAAAUUAAUGCAAAGGGCUUGAUCUCUGCUUGCUGAAACUAUAUUCUUUUAACUAAAACAGACAAACCAAAUUA
Pocillopora damicornis (cauliflower coral) is the source of this 1450-nucleotide messenger RNA. RefSeq lists its product as uncharacterized. The record is from RefSeq and is a predicted model, not a curated record. Gene Ontology annotation, cellular component: mitochondrion. Gene Ontology annotation, molecular function: acetylpyruvate hydrolase activity. Lineage: Eukaryota; Metazoa; Cnidaria; Anthozoa; Scleractinia; Pocilloporidae.